ACGAUUGUGAUCCAACACAAUGGGAACAACUGCGGCGGGCGGUAUACGAGUAUAACGCUGUGUUGUGGUGGUACUCGAGCGAUCUUCAAGAAACCCACCGAGAACGGUCGUAAAACGGUUAACGCACGAAUUAACCGUGUGUACACGGUCGUCACGGGAUUUCAAUCCAUAUAGAAAGUACUUGUCUUCUUAAUCUGCUAACCGGAGAUUCAUCGGUUUAGUGUUAUUACUUAUUAGAAUACAGCGCUGCGUCCGGAUCCGAAAGCACAUAAUCCAGUGGGAAAACUAAGGCCACAAAACCGUUCAGAGUUGUUCUUGUAAAUUGAGCGUGUUCAGAUUCGUCAAGAACGGUGGUUGGACUUAUCCCCGACCACUCUAGGCCUUUGUUCGUGUCGAAUUUUUGGCAGUACUACCAAAUGCUUGCUGGAGAUUUUCCAGCUGAAAAUUACUCUUAAUCACACGCCAGCUCGACGCUAACCGAGACGCACGUGAAUCUCCGGCGAGGUUUUCAACAGUUUCGAGGUGUAACGGUAUUAUGUAAAUAGCUUUUGACAGGACGGCGAUCUUACGGGUCGUGUCUAAUAGCCGACGAAAUGACUUUGCGCACUCGCCAAAGGGUUUGAACGCGAUCCAAGCGUCAAUCAAGAGCCACUGCUCUUACACGGGAGUCGUCACAGUGGUAUAAGAAACAAUCACAAGAUCUACGACGGCGGUGUUAACAUGCAUAUAGCCCAAGGCCGCGGGAACGACGAUACCAGAUUGGUCUUGCCGGAGCUCAUCGGUGUCGCGUGUGCGAUUCGCUUCGUAUAGUGUUGCACCUCCUCCUGCUUGUCUUAUACCUAAUAUAAACACACGGUGUUGUGUGUACAAUGGCUCGGUGUUUUUUUUUAAAUAAAUUGUAUUUUUAAACUGGUUUGCUUGUUCGAAGAGCUCAUUACAUAUACACACACACAUUGUCGUGUGUGCGGGGGCCGGAGCGGUCACAACUACGUGGCGCCUUGCGCAUGAACUUACAACGUUUAUAAGGUAUAGGUUUUAUAUAAGACAUAACCGUCUGGCCAUAUGGUGGCCGCAAAAAACAAAAAAAAAAAGCAAUCCGGAGAUUUGUUGAUCGAAAUCAGCGUGUUCGGCCAAAAGGGCAGAAAUAAUAAUGGACAGAAAAACACGGUAUAAGUGUAAUGUACACCGACCAAAAAAAAAAAACGAGUUUCCAGAUUGAAUAGCUCGAACAUCUGCUGCCGCCGCUCUUCUACGGACAUACACACAUAGGUACCUAACCUAACCGAAUAAGAGAGAGAGACAUGUGUUAGGCACAGUCUUCUCCGAGAUUGCACCUGGCGGUCGCGGCAGCAGCUGCUCCGGGACACCCGUCACGCCGAUCGAGGUCUACCUAUGGCCGAAAAACCCGGAUCAGUUCCGAUCGAGUCGCGGUACCGUGCCAACGUGGUGAUCGACUCGCCGCCUCUUGUGUUUUUCUGUAUUGACAUUUAUUAUAUGAGUGCGUUUAUAGUGCCAUCAUUAUCAUCAUCAUGUUCUCGUGCAAGUCCCGGUACGCGUGCGGCAAGACCGGCGGCGGCGGCGGUGGUGGUCCGUACAGCGACAGCGACGAAGACAGCAGUUACGGGUUCAAGGUGCGGUCCUUGUCCGGCAACAGGACCAGGGCCGUCACCGACCGGUCGACCGACCAAGACUGCCCGGAAGACUAUCACAUCUACGGCAAUUUGACUUUCGGAUACAAGCCCAUACUCAAGACGCGGUUGUCGAGCGCCAACAGCUCGAUGAGACGUCGGGCGCCGCCCAAGAGAACCGUCAGCUUCUCCGGCGUGGAGUCGCCCGAACCGUACAGGCGCAGGUGUGCCGAAAGACCGCCCCCGCCCUGUUACAACGUGGCCGUCAGACGGGCGGCCAGCUUCUCGGCGACCAGGAAAAACGCGGCCGAACUCGUCGCCAAGUCGUGCCAGAGGACCAGGAUGCCUCUGCCCCACGAACAACAGACGGUCAGCCGCCCCAACGGCCAAAGGGUCGUCGUGGACGUUCACCGGUCGGCCUUGAGGCGAACUCAAUCGUUUAUCGCGUCCGGAUUGGACAGUAAGAGCCCGUCGAAACCCGUCGACGAUGGUCCGCUGAAAACGCCGCCUACCCCUACGGACAUUGCCGGGCAGCGCAUGGACUCUUAUCGGUUCUCCAUGGCCAACUUAGAAGAUACACAAGACGUCGACCUGGACGCCGUGUUGGGUGAACUGUGCGCUUUAGAAUCGCAAUACCAGAGCACGGCCAGUCUAAUGGAAUCCGAAAAAAUUAUUGAUGCCAAUUCAAUAAACAGGAUGCUGUCGAAUUCAAAUCAACCGGGAACAGUGGUCAGAACCGACAGCCCGGACAACGAUUCCGCGUUUUCCGACUGCGUGUCCCUGUUGUCGAGCAGCGAGAGUUCGGCGUCGAGCGGCACCACCAAUCACUCGGGCAACAAGGAGAACUCGAAAGCCGAGAAAAUUCGGCUGGCCCUGCAAAAGAUGAAAGAGGCCAGCGUGAAGAAGCUGUUCAUAAAAGUGUUCAACGACGACGGCGGUGCCAAAUCGCUGUUGGUCGACGAGGGCAUGCGCUGCAGUUAUGUGAUGCGUCUGUUGGCCGACAAACACCACAUAAACCUGGGACCGCGCUGGGGGCUCGUCGAACAUCUGCCCGACCUUCACAUGGAACGCGUCUACGAAGAACACGAGUUGCUCGUCGACAACUUGAUGUUGUGGACCAGAGAUUCGAAAAACCGUCUGUUGUUCGUGGAGAGGCCGGAGAGGACUUUGAUAUUCGAAAACCCUUCGCUGUUCAACACGGCCGACCGACAACAGUCGUCCAAUCACGCCGGCGCCAACUUUGCUCAAGAAUACUUCUGCAACGGCGGUUUGCCCAGCGUCGAAGGACCGUUGUAUAUCAAGACAGACUCGAGAAAAGGCUGGAAGAAGUACUACAGCGUGCUCAGGGCUUCGGGGCUGUACUAUUACAAGGACAAGGUGUCGCGGCUGCCCAAAGAUCUCAUCUGCCUGGCCACGUUCGACGUGAACCAAGUGUACUACGGCGUGGGCUGGAAGAAGAAGUACAAGGCGCCGACCGAACACUGCUUCGCCAUCAAGCACCCGUGCUUGCAACAGCCCAAGUCGACCAAGUACAUCAAGUACGUGUGCGCCGAGGACGAGCCCACGUUGCAGCGGUGGAUGUCGGCUAUCCGGAUCGUCAAAUACGGCCAACAGCUGUUGGACAACUAUGAGUCUGCACUGUCCGGCGGCCACUCCAUGAUGCGCAACACCGCCGACUUGGAGGACAUCGAGAGCGGGCUGUCCGAUUCCGGGUCGUCCGGGUGCGACGUGGCGUUCGAGUCGGAUUACCCGCCGUGCGGCACCAUAAAACGCAAACCGCCCAAGCUGCCCUUGACCGCUACCACCAGGCAAUUGACCUGCUCCCUAGACGCGGCCAACACCACCGCGGCCGCCCCGUCCGGCCAACACCACACAGGCGGCAACCAACUGUCGGCCGCCGUCAACAAUUCUUCACUUUCGUCCAUCUGUUCCGCGUCGUCCGCCAUGAAGACCGGCCAGAAACCCGUCAAGACAGUCAAGUUUGCCGACCGGACGCCCAGCCUAGAAUCGCUGCCCCCGCCGCCGCCCGAGCUGUUAGUGGACGAUGACGAACCCAACGACCAGGACAUCAUGGACGUGCCGCCGCCGCCACCAAAACUGUUGUCGCCGCCCAGCACGGCCUUCCUGGCCGACUUGCACCGCGUGGUGUGCAAAAAAUGGCAAGUAGCCCAAAAGUGCAAGUCCGACACGAUGACCACUCCUCACGAGGUGCUCGGGUUCCGGGAUCUUAACGGCCAACAGCAGCAGCAGUACAGCCGGGAGGCCAACGUCAGCAAUUGGGUGGCCGAACACUACGGACCCAACAACCUGUACGAGAACAUUUAUCCCAAAACCACGCCGUCACCUCCACGGGCCCCGGUCACGACGGGUGCAAUGCUCAAAAAGAGGCCUCCUCCACCGCCUCCGCCGAGAUCAGAGAAAACGGUGCUGUCCAGAGUCACAAUUUAAAAAGGACGUCUCUCCUCGUAUACUUCCCUCUCGCUUUACAAAAUACCAACUUAAUAAUAUUGAUUUGUUGUAUACAUAGUAACUGUUUAAUAAGUAUGAUGUACAUAAUAAUAUCAUAGUAAAUUUACUAACUAAACACACGCUGUUAUACGGUAUAUUUUAAUAUGAGUACAAUUGUUACUGUUACAUGUAAUAUCGUUGCUUAAGAUGCAACACCUCAUAUCUCAUUUGUUGACCAAAUAACAUUGGUCACGCUGUGUUUCAGUUUGUGCGGGGGAAAUUGAGUUAAUUUGUGGUGUUAAGUAUUAAGCGACGUUAUAAUAUUAUAGGUAGUUUCGACUUAUACACGUUAUUCAAGUGUUGUUGCUUCAUUAGAUAUUAUUAUUAAGUUUUUUUUUUGUUCACAACCGAAUUGUUCUUAUUAUUCUAUUAUUAUUAUUAUUUCAAGAGCUUUUAUUGUAGUGGUGAUAACGAUACACGCUUAUACUAAGUUAUUAUAAUAUUUGUUUGAAACCUCGACCGGUCGAUAUAAUCGUGUCAAAACUAGUAUAUAAACUUUUUUUUUUUUUUUUGUUUCGGUUGUAACGCCGUACUUAGACAAUGGUUGAAAGCGGCGCUAGGCCGUCGCACACUCAUUUAUUGUUUCCGGAUGAUAAUAUGUUACUAAAAGACUGUAUUUUUGUGUUGAUAUUAAUAAGAAUUGUUUUAUAUAAAAAUUAUAAAUAUAUUUAUAAAUAUGUAUGUAGUAUGUAAUAGUUACAUGAUAAUGGUAUUAAUGAAAUUUUGCAAAUAAUUCUAUGAUGUUACGAUAAACGCUCGUUGCAAUAAUAUCGCGUUAUUGGUGCUUUUUUAUACAUAUAUAAAAAAUUUGUUUCUUUUCUAUAUUUGCUUUAUGUGUUACAAAGAGCUACGGUAAACAAUCCGAAACGUCUACAAUAAUAUUUAUCUAUUUUUUUUUUUAACUGUAUAAUAAUAUUUUUUCCAAACGCAACAUUUUUAACUAUUAAGUGGUUUAUUAUAAUAUUAUUUUUUGUAUAAUUUUAUAAUAAUUUUUAACGAAAACUAUACGUGUCAUAUAUUUGUAAUACGGUCAAUGUUUUUUUAUUAUUAACAUUUAUAUGUAAAUCCCGAAUCGAGACCGUAUCGUCGACGGGUGCCCAAAUCGUUUGUAAUAGAAUUUUUCAAAUACUGUUUUAGAAAUA
Molecule: messenger RNA, 5278 nt
Organism: Adelges cooleyi (spruce gall adelgid)
Lineage: Eukaryota; Metazoa; Arthropoda; Insecta; Hemiptera; Adelgidae
Product: ras-associated and pleckstrin homology domains-containing protein 1-like
Exons: 8
Coding region: 1530-4076 (848 amino acids)
Biological process (GO): signal transduction
Source: RefSeq, a predicted model, not a curated record